AUGCUUGCUUCUUUUUUAGUUCUUCAUUGCUUCUUUUUUCACUUUAGAGUUUCUGUUUGUGUUCCAGAUGCAGUCUUCUUCUACUACACUGUUUCGAUUACUUAUGAAGAUAAGAGACUUGUCGAAGGAAAGGGAAUUGGUAGAAAGCUGCUUGACAAGCUUUACCAAACAUAUUCUUCUGUAUUUGUUGGUAAAACGUUUGCCUAUGAUGGUGACAAGACUCUACACUAUUGGAACUCUACUGGGGAAAAACAAGAGUUCAUUGUAGUUCUCAAAGACUAUAUUGCCAAAGGUGAGCAGGAAAGCCCAUCCUAA
Linum trigynum is the source of this 315-nucleotide messenger RNA. The record is from the annotation of a GenBank genome assembly. NCBI's taxonomy places the organism in Eukaryota, Viridiplantae, Streptophyta, Magnoliopsida, Malpighiales, Linaceae.